UUUAGUUUGAUCAAUGCAUGUCCGGUAUGAUAGUUGAACCAUGGUAAUGCGUGUAACAAUAACGCGAGGCAUCAUCAUUGCUGGUCGAUGGCAUUCGAACGACGAAUAAGCGCAUCCACCACAUACGGCAAUCAUCAUCAUCAUCACCGUCUUCAGCAUUCUUGAGAAGCGGUCGGUCUGGAGGCAUGCAAUGGGUGGGAUUGCAAAUGCUCGUGCAAUUCAUACUAGCAACAUCAAUUACCGUCAAUGUUUGUAUUGUGCGUGGUGUUGAACUGGAUGAUCGCAGCGGCGUGCCCUCCGCAAAGUUAGCCACAACUACGCAGAGAGCAGAUAUUAUACUUUUAGAAAAUGCAGUGUACAAUCAGAAAAGCUACAAGUUGGAAGACUUCUUUUGGACCGGCUCUGGGGACGGUUCGAGCGAAGAUGAUCUUCAAUGGAAUUCGAUGGAAUCAUCGACAGUGUUUUCAACCCGAACCGUGUUUUCCACAGUUUACAUGACACCAAACACAUUCGUGAAUCAGACAGAGGAUCCUUGUGCCAAAGACUGUGACCCACCCAAUGAUACAGAUCAAUCGCUAAACUUUGCGGACAGACAGUUCUGGUUGUUAACAGUACUGAAAACAGCGGGAAAAGAUCCAGAUCUUGAUGAUUUGGAGCGGAGCUUAACAAAUCUGUACAAAAAGGCGUUUCUAAGACAACAAGCCAAACAUCUCGGGAUUGAAUCGAAAACGAAACGCGAAACUAAAUUGGAAAAACCGAUUAACGUGUUCGUUCACAAAGUGGACAAGAACAAUGAUAAAAUUGAGGUGAUCUAUCACGUUUCGGUUUCUGGACAACCGGUGGAUGCGACUACAGCCUCCGACGAUAUGAGAUUGGUGACGGAUGAAGAAGUUAAACAGGAAUUGGGUUUCCCGUUCCUCGUGAAAGCCGAACCGUACAUUAAACCGUCGUCCCCUCAGGAAUUGGCGAAGGAGCGUCCGAUUUGGAUUUACGUUGGAAUAUCGGUGAUCGUCGUGCUGCUGCUUCUUCUCGGUGUUAUUAUUUUAGCUACGAUGGUAACGAAACACAGGUCGCCUUUGAGAGAGCAGAACGUGGCUCAGGCGUUCGCAGCUAGCGAGUUCGGUGGCGGCAACGAGACCGAGGACAGCUGUAGAAAAUAUAAGAGCGGAAGACGGAACCAGAAUCCGUCUCCGACGUACAUCAACUUCCGAUCGCAACCUUCGAACGAUACCUUGCACAGCGACAAUAAUUCCAACAGAACUGGUAGCGUUACAUCAUCAGCAUCCAGCGGAAGCAGCACAAUCGAUAUCUCACCUCUGAUGAAAAUUGAGAAACAACGAAAUGCCACAAAGAAACACGUAAGACCGAAGGCAGCUAUAAAUAAGACUGUGCCAAUGUUACCUAAACAGUCUUUGGAUACCGACAGCAAUGGCUCGCAAUCCCAAGAUACAAUAUACAUUAAUAACUAUGAUCCUGGUGUAGUUAGUCCAAAAUCUUAUUUAUCUAUGCCUUCCAUCAAAUCGUUUCCUAGAGGUAAUAAUCCAGAACCUUUGAGCAAGGUAUUAGAACCAGUCAGCGUUUUACAUUUAGAUAUGACUGAUGAUCUUCCAUUUGAACCGGACGAAAGCAAUUACGGUAUGUUUGCAAGACACACGAGCGUUGGGACCAGCGAAGAUCCGGGAGUUAUUGGGCCCGUUGUUUGGAAUAUGCAUUGCGAUCGGUUAAAGGCUGGUAUAGAUAAUAAUGACGAAUCCGGUGACGUGCCAAGUAACGUUACGAAGAUGCGGAAGCGUUUCCAUGAUCUCCUAGAUGACACUUUCAGCUUAUUUGGAACGCGCCGCGAUGGCACUAACCAUUUAUCCAAAUCAAAUGAAAUUGAAUCACAACAAGAGUUUACUAAACACAUCGAUGUACCUCCGAUGAAAGUGCGUCCGAAGACUUCGGACGUCAAGCGUCCUCCUGCAAAUUACGGAGGACAAUUGAAAGGAGCUUGGACCAGUUCGGCUCCUUCGCCUCUGGUGAGGCCGAUAAGUGCUCCAUACAUGAGGCCAAACACGGCGCCGAACGUCGAUUUAGAGCAUAUCUUGGCGAAGGGUAGUUUGAGUCACAACGACCCCGCCAUUCCGUUGAUAGCCGCUAUUAAGAAAGAGAUAGGAAGAUCUGCCUUACCUGGAAGUACAUCUAAUUUAAAUGAAUAGGUUUUUAUAUUACGUUUGUUUUUCAUGAUCUUUAUAUUGGCUUGAAUAGUGUGUAUUAAUU
Molecule: messenger RNA, 2259 nt
Organism: Nicrophorus vespilloides
Lineage: Eukaryota; Metazoa; Arthropoda; Insecta; Coleoptera; Silphidae
Exons: 9
Coding region: 186-2198 (670 amino acids)
Source: RefSeq, a predicted model, not a curated record